Molecule: messenger RNA, 7034 nt
Organism: Chlamydomonas reinhardtii
Lineage: Eukaryota; Viridiplantae; Chlorophyta; Chlorophyceae; Chlamydomonadales; Chlamydomonadaceae
Exons: 19
Coding region: 82-6411 (2109 amino acids)
Biological process (GO): proteasome-mediated ubiquitin-dependent protein catabolic process; protein polyubiquitination
Molecular function (GO): ubiquitin protein ligase activity; protein binding
Source: RefSeq, a predicted model, not a curated record
AAGUCGGUGCUAAUCAGAGCUAUUUGCGUUUGCUUCAGCUAGUGGCCUAGACGAAGAUGAGACUGGAGACCCCGGAGAACAAUGGAGACACGGUCUAAGCGAAACAGACGUGACGAAGCACCCGACGCCGCACAACAGUCAACAAAAGAGCCUCAGCAAGGGCGGGGUGGCAAGGCUCCGCGGGGUGCCGGCAACAAGGGUCCUGGCCACGCUGCAGCUGCACAGAAGGACAAGCAGAUCGCCGGCGUAUCUACGAGUCCACCAGCUGAGUUGCCUGCGCAGGCACAGGCGGGGCGUGUAACGCGCAGCGGGCGAGGGGCAUCUGGCUCGCAACCGCCUCAGCAGCCUGUGAAGGGCCGUCGGACGAGGACAAAAGCUCAAGAAGCUCCAGCAGCAGAAGUACAGUCGAAGGCGAAAGCCGAGGCCACUGCCGAGGCCACUGAGCAGCAAGGAGUUCCGGGGUCGGGCGCAGCGGCUGCCGAGCAGCAGAAGCCUAACCCCAGUGGACGGGGGGCAUCGGCGCAACCAGACCAGGGACGGGGCAUGGCAAAUCGUCAGGGGAGGAGCGCCAUGGACGAGGACAAGGAGCUGGCCGAUAUGUUUGCGCGCGGAGGAGCGGGCAGUGCACUGCAGGGGCUGUUGAGGAAGCUGGGCGCAGGGUUUGAGGACGUCAUGCCCAUGGGCAUGUCCGGCAGCCGCCUCAAGGCGAUUAUGACGGGGUUGCGGCAGAUGGACGACGAGGUGGCGCAGCUAUCUGCGCUGUCGGAGCUCAACGAGCUGCUGUCCAUAUCCACGGAGGACAACCUGGCCACGUUCCCCAUCGAGAGCAUGGUGCCGCUGCUGAUCCAGCUGCUGAAUGCGGAGCACAACCCCGACAUCAUGCUCAUGGCCGCCCGGGCGCUGACGUUCCUGGCGGACGUGCUGCCGCAGUCGUGCAGCGCCAUUGUGCGGCACGGCGCCGUGCCUGCCUUCUGCGCGCGCCUGCUCACCAUUGAGUACAUCGACCUGGCGGAGCAGUCACUGCAGGCUCUGGAAAAGCUGUCGCACGAGCACUCGCCCUCGCUACUGCAGAACGGCGGGCUGUUGGCAGUACUUUCCUACCUGGAUUUCUUCCCCACCGGCGUGCAGCGCACCGCCACAGCCACCGCGGCCAACAUUUGCCGCUCGCUGACGCAGAUGCCCUCUGCCGCCUCCAGCAGCACGGCGCAGGCGGCGGUGAAGGAGGCCAUCCCCAUCCUCACUGGUCUACUGCACUACUCAGACGCCAAGGUGGUGGACAACGCCUGCGUGUCGCUGUCCUACAUCGCGGAGGCCAGUGCGGGCCAGCCGGCGCUGCUGGAGGCGCUGACCUCGGGCGGGCUGGUGGGGCAGGCACUGCAGCUGAUCGGCCUAAGCGACACGGGCGCCAUGACCAGCCAGCUGAGCCUGUCCACCUACUACGGCCUGUUAAAGCUGCUGUCAACCGCCGCCGCCAGCAGCGCUGGGGUCGCAACCACCCUGCUGGGCGCGGGCGUGCUGGCCACCACCCGCACGCUGCUGGCCACCUCGCCGCUGCUCAUGGCGGGGCCGGGUGGCGCGGGCGCCUCCUCGCUGCUGCGAACGCCCGACCAGCUGUACGACGUGAUGGGGCUGCUGCACGAGGUGCUGCCGCCCGUGCCCGAUUCGCAGUCGCUGGUGGCGGCGGGCGCGGCGGUGGAGCUGCCGGGGCAGGGCGCCGCCGCGGGUGGCAGCCGCAGCGGCAGUGCCGCUAGCCGGGGCUCGGAGCUGCAGUCGUAUCUGGGCGCACACCCGCCGCUGACGGCCCAGCUGUGCGGCGACAUACUGCCGCUGGUUCUCAACAGCUACAGCGCCACGGUGAUGCCUGAGGUGCGGGCGCGGGCGCUGCGUGUGCUGCUGCAGGUGCUGACCGCCUGCCCGGCGGCCCAGCUCCGCGAGUCGCUGCGGGACCUGCCGCUGGCUAGCUUCCUGGCUUCGCUGCUGGCGGGCCGCGACACGCCCACCUGCGCGGCGGCGCUGCACUGCAGCGAGGUGCUGAUGGCGCAGCUGCCGGACGUGUUCAAGCACGUGUUCCUCAAGGAGGGCGUGGCGCACGCCAUUGAGCAGCUGGCAGCGCCCGCGGCAGCUGGGGCGUCAGGCGCGGGUUCGCCUGCGCCGCCGCCACCGCUGGCUGCACCGCCCAACGCCCGCCGCGCGCCUUCGCCUACCGCAGAGGACGGCCGUCGUGUAACGCGCUCUGCCAGCGCGCGUGGUGAGGACAAGGGCGCAGCCGGCGCAGCCAGCCCGGGCGCACCGUCGGCCGCCACCGGUGCAGCGGCGGCGACUGCGGUUGCCGCCGCCACGCGCGCUAUUCCUGGCAGCCCCGGCGGCCUCACGCUGCGGGCGUCGCUGGCGGCGCGGGCGUUGCGCUUCCAAAAGGCCCACUAUGACGCCGGCUGCGGCGCGCCUCAGACUGAGGGCCUGCUGCAGGUGCGGGCGCUGCUGCAGCGGCUGCCGGCGGCGCCCACCAGCACCCUGACUGACCUGCUGGCGAUCAUGGGGGCCAGCAGCGGAAGCACAGCCAGCGCCGGGCUGUCGCCUGCCGCGGGUGGCGCGCCCCCCGGCGGUGUGUCAGUGUUUGAGCUGCUCAAUAGCGGCGCGGUCAAGUCACUGUACGACUUCCUCACUGGCGCCGACCUGCCGGCCGCGGCGGCGGGCUCUGCUGACGGCGCUGACGAGCGCGCCAAUGCGGUGCUGCGCCGCAUCGCCGCCCUCACCCGCGCCGGCCUCACGCCCGCCGCCGGCUCGCCCUGCAAUCCGCCGCUGGUGGGCCUGGUGCGCAAGCUGCAGGCGGCGUUGUCCAGCUCGGAAAACUUCCCCGUAUACCACGGCCGCGCCGCGCCGCCACCAGGCUCGGGCAGCUUCCGGAGCGGCGGCAUGUACGGCGGCCGCGGCGGCAGCAUGGGCGGCUCUGGCGGCGCGCUGCAGCCCGGCAGUCUGAGCAGCGGGCUGUCCAUGCUGACUCACCCCUUCAAGCUGCGCCUGUGCCGCCACAGCUCAGAUAACAGCCUGCGCGACUACUCCACCAACAUCGUGCUCAUCGAGCCACUGGCCACCAUGGCCGCCAUUGAGGAGUUCCUGUGGUCGCGCGUGUACCGCGGAGUGGCACCCGGUUCGGCGCCGCCGCCGCCACAGCCGCCGCAGGCACAGGCACAGCAGCCCGCAGCGGAUCAGCGCCAGGCAGCAACGUCAGCUGGCGCAGCGGCCGCUGGCAGCAACGCGCCUGGCGCAGGCGCUGCCGCGGGCGGCGGCACCGCGGCAGGCACCCAGUCGCAUCCCAUCCCGGUCGAUGACGGCGCAGGCAACCGCCGCGUCACGCGAGCACAGGCCGCGCGUGAGCGCGCGGAGGCGGAGGCUGCCACGCGCCGGACCGGUGCGGUGCCGGUUCCAACGCGGGGCAACCGGCGCAGUGGCGGCGGCACGGCGGGUGAGGCGGGUGCGGACCAGCGCAUGGCUGACCCGGGUGAGGAGCUCAAGGAGGCCGGCCGCCUGGGCCGCCGCCGCAGCGGCCGGCGAGAGGUGGGCGGCGGGGCCGGGUCAGGCGCGGGCGCGGGCGACCAGCUGGGCGACAGCAGCGACCCCGACCCCGAGCUGGAGGUGGACGACGGGCACGACAGCGGGGACGGGGAGGGGGAUGCGGACAUGGAUGACGCUGCCGGUGGUGGCGACGCCAUGUUUGAUGAGGAUGAUGAUGACUUCGACGACGAUGCCAUGGAUGGCGACGACGGCGACGUUGAGCUGGGCACCAUGACGGUUCACGACCUGCACGUGGACCAGGACCCGGGCCGGGGGGUGCAGGCACCAGCGGGGGCGGCGGGCUCGUCACAGCAGCCCGCAGCCGCUGGAGCACCGGCAGCCAAGCCGGGUGCGGCUCCCGGUGGCGCAGCGGCAACCACCCGGCCCACCAGCGCAUGGGGCAACCGUGCAGCGGGAGCUGCCGCGGGCGCGCCUGCUAGCGGGUCGGCGGCGGCGGCAGCACCUGACGGCGCCGCUGCACCCGGACCUGCGGGCCAGGCGCAGGGCGGCGCGGCCCGCUCCGCUGCGCAUGAGGCCGCCCCCGCCCGCAUGGUGUUCGUACUGGGCAGCGGCCCCAAUGGCGGCGGCGGUGAGGAGCGGCCGCCGCUGUCCUCCGCCUGCACGGUGUUCCAGGCCAUACAGCAGCUGCAGAACCAGCAACAGCAGGCAGGCGCCGAGGACGGGGACGAGGACGGUGAGGAUGAGGGCGGCGGUGGCGGCCAGCGCCGCGGCCGGCGCCUUUGGGAGGAGAUCCACACCCUCUACUACCGCCCCGCCACGCCGGCGGAUGCGGCAGCAGUGGACGGCGCCACUGGUCAGACGUCCACGGCUCGCGGCGCCGCAGACUCCGGCAGCACGGCAGGCGUCAGUGGGCCGCUGGGCCGCUGGGCCAAUACGCCGCUGCGGGAGCUGCUGUCUCCCCGUGUGCCCUCCGACCUGUCCUGCAGUGCCACCUGCCGCGAGGUGCUGGCGUUGAUGGCGCUACUGGAGGCCGUCAACAGGCUGGGGCCGCGGGCCUGCGCCGAGCUGGACGCGGCAGGGGCGGGCGGCGCGGAGGAGGCGGCAGCGGGUCCGCUGGAGGCCACACGCCACGCCGCGCGGGACGAAUUUGUGUCCGCCAAGCUGUCGUCUAAGCUUGGCCAGCAGCUCAAGGACGUGUUGGCCAUCUGCGGUGGCGGCAUGCCCGCCUGGUGCAACUCGCUGGUGGGCCCCUGCCGCUUCCUGUUUCCGUUUGAGAUCCGCAAGCGCUACUUCUAUUGCACAGCCUUUGGUCUGGGCCGGGCGCUGCAGCACAUGCAGCAGCUGCAUACCGCGGAAGCGGGCGGCGCGCUGGCGGCGGCGGCGGACCGGGACGGGCGUGAGCUGCGUGUGGGUCGGCUGCAGCGCCAGAAGGUUCGCGUGUCUCGCAAGCGCAUCCUGGAGUCCGCCGCUAAGGUGAUGGAGCUAUACGCGCGCAGCCGGGCGGUGCUGGAGCUGGAGUACUUCAACGAGGUGGGCACCGGCCUGGGCCCCACCCUUGAGUUCUACACGCUGCUCAGCCACGAGCUGCAGCGCAAGGACCUGGGCAUGUGGCGCCACGAGGAGCAGGACGACACGCAGAAACAGAAGCAGGACAAGCAACGGGCUGGGUCGGGCGGUGGGGACGGCGGCGCCAAGCCGUCGGCGCCCACCCCUGGUUCGCCUGACCGUAUGGAUGUGGACGGCGGCCCGGCCACGACUGCGGCGGCUCAGGGGCAGGGCGGCAGCACGCCACCGCGUGUGCAGUCGGGAUCCGUGUUGGUGUCGGUGCCGUCGCGACGCGGAGAGGCGGCCAACCACGACGAGUGCGAGUAUGUGAACGCGCCGUGGGGCCUGUUCCCGCGUCCGCUGCCGCCCGCCUCAGUGUCAGGGUCGGGCGGCGCUGGCGCCGCCGCCGCCAAGGUGGUCGAGCACUUCCGUUUGCUGGGCCGCACACUGGCCAAGGCGCUGCAGGACAACCGGCUGCUGGACCUGCCGCUCAGCCACGUGUUCUUUGCGGCGGCCCUGGGCAGCCCACUGGACAUGUGGGACAUCGCCCGCUUCGACCCCGGCCUGGGCGCCACCCUGGCGCGACUGCACGCGGCGCUGGUGGCGCACCGGGCGGCGGGCGGCGCGGUGUCGGGGCCGCUGCUGGUGGACGGCGUGCCGCUGGAGGACCUGUGCAUCACCUUCGUGCUGCCCGGCCAGCCCGACUACCCGCUGCGCCCCGGCGGCGGUGACAUGGUGGUGUCCACUGCCGAGCAGCUGGCCGAGUACAUGGCGGCGGUGACGGACGCCACGCUGGGCAGCGGCGUUGCAGCGCAGAUGGGUGCCUUCAGGGAGGGCUUUAACGAGGUGUUCAGCCUCAGCACGCUGUCCAUCUUUAACGAGGACGAAAUUGAGGUGCUGCUGUGCGGCAGCGGCGAGCGCUGGACACUGCAGGCGCUGAGCGAGGCCAUCAAGUUCGACCACGGCUACACAGCCAACUCGCAGCCGGUCAAGUACCUGCUGGAGAUUAUGUCGGAACUGGACGCCGCCGAUCAGCGCGCCUUCCUGCGCUUCGUCACCGGCUGCCCGCGCCUGCCGCCCGGCGGCCUCACCGCACUGCAGCCAAGGCUGACGGUUGUGCGCAAGCACCCCAGCGGCGGCGACGGCCCCAGCAACGGUCCCACGCCUGUGGGCAGCUUCCAGGAGGCGGGCCUGGGCGGGGCCGGCACCAUGUGCGCGGCGGACGCCGACCUGCCGUCCGUCAUGACGUGUGCCAACUACAUCAAGCUGCCGCCCUACAGCAGCAAGGCCGUCAUGGCGGCGCGCCUCAUGUACGCCAUACGGGAGGGCCAGGGCUCCUUUGACCUGUCGUAGGCGGCAUGGCGGGGCUGCUAACGCUGAAACAGACUGCGCGUAGAGCUUAUGCAUCAGCGCAGUGUGUGCAUGGAGUCGUCAGAAGGUGCCAUGUAGGGCAAAUGGAGAUUGUUUGCACUGAUACAGAUGGGGCAAUUAGAGUCAAACGAUGAUGGUAGCGCAGGUUGCCGGUACGCGGGUGGAUGGCAAUGAAGGCGCCUAGCCGCCACAUACAGGCAGGAUUGUUACGGUAGAACGUAUUGCGCAUGGUUGAAAGAACGCAGGCUGUCUAUGAUAUGCAGGUCGUGCAGCAGUUGCUCGGAAGCGGGGGUCUUCCGUUGCUCGGCUGCGUUGGAUGGGAUGUACGCAGUUGUGUGGUCAAGCUGAUGCCCCGGGCUGCUGCCUAACAGCACAUGUAACUUGGAGCAUACCGUGUGUCGCAUCAGGGGAAGGUGCCACACUACAUUAGCACUGUGCGGCUUUGGUGUGAUGCUUUACGGUACGCUGACAUUAGGGAAAAGCACGGGUGAAAUGGGGUCGGAGAAUAAAACUCUGCUACUGCGUGGUCUGCUACUGCGCGGUCAUAGCCGGCAUGGGACCUGCUCCAUUGUCGACUUGGCCUCUGACAAGCCCUCCCAUAGCCC